AUGACACUAGAAAACAGUGAUGAUGACCUUGCGGGCGAGCCUGACGAAGAGAAGCCUAGGACUUUUGCAGCGACGGCACGGAUGUUCAAGCUGAGACGGAAUCUGUACCAGCUGGACAACUUCCAGAGACAGAAGGAACGCUCCUUGUUGAAAGCCAGAGAGGACCUUAACCUCUUACGUCAGAGCAUUGAGACUCUACUUGAGCAGCGGGAUGUCUUGGAGCAAGAAAUAAAACAUCAAGAAGCAGCAGAGAACAGCGUUGCAGUUAUUCGUUUACGGGCUCAGCAUAAGAAUGUGUGUUACGAGCUGCAAAGGGAAGAGGAGAUUGAAGCUCACACCAACAACGAGCUGAGGCAACAAGAAUUAGCACUGAGUGAGUUUGAGUUGGAGGUCGGCAAGUUCUCUGUGCUGAGGCAAGAGGUGCAAGAGGAGGAGCGAGUCUACCAUGUCCUCAAAGCCCAGAAUGCAGUGAAAAGGCUAGAGCAGGAGAAAAACAACAGUCAUACCCUGCGGCGGAAGAUUCAACAGCUCAAAAAGAAAAAUGUAGACGUGCCAGAGAAACCGGACACUUUGGUCAGGAAGAAAUCUGAAGAUGGCGGGGCGAACCGUGAAAAAGGGGCUAAGUACUUGAAGGAAACAAUCAGAAGGAUGCAGCAGCAAGAGGCUGAGCGAGAGCAGAAGAAGAGGGAGUCAAUGCAAAAGAGAAUAGAGGCUGUCAAGUUACUGAAAUCGAACAUUGAAGCAACCCAAGAAAACCUACGGGUCAGGCAGAGCCGAGCCAAAGCAAACACCCUGAAGAAAGAAAGGCAAGAGAAGCGUCUGAAAGAAUCCAUGCACGCCCAAGGCCUCAACAGCACCAGGCACAUAUACCAACAAAAACGAGACGAGGAAGUGAAACGGCAGCAAGAGGAAUUCAAGGAGAGACAAAAGGCGAGGAGAGUAGAGAUUGUGGACAAGCUCCUCGAGGAGCAGCUGGUGAAGAACAGAAAAGCACGCCAGGCACCACAGCCCAAAACCAAACCUGGUCAAAAAAUCUUAUCCCCGGGCAGGAUAAAAGAGAGGCUGCUGCGUUACCUGGAUUCGUUAAGAAAGUUAAGUGCGAGCGGCUCCUCGUCAGAUUCAGAGUACCAGGAAGACAUCAUCGAGAAGGAAAUGCAGCACCUGAGCCUCCCCGAUAGCCUUGAAGAGCCUGAGUUCUGUGGGCUUUGGGACCAAAGUUAUAAGCUCCCUUUGAAUGAGAAGAAAACAGCUGCAGUGGUCUGCCCGAAGCUCAGAAAAACGCCCAAAAAAGGUGUUGGUAAGCAGAUAAAAGGGCCCUCUUUCACCAGUAAACCAGAAGUCAUCCUUUUUAAGGAUUUUGAAGUGGGGGAAACCUAUAAAAAGAAAGUAAUACUGACAAACAUCAGCAACAUCACCAAUCACUGCAAGUUUCUUGAGAUCUCCGCUCAACUGCAGGAUUUUAUCAUAAUUAACUUUCAACCUCCUGGUCCUUUAUCGACUGGGAUGUCAUGUGAGAUGCACAUUACUUUCCACCCUUCGAUCAAUGAGGACCUGGAAGGAGAGGUUGCCUUUGCUUCAGCAGAAAGUAACUUUUUUGUGGCUGUCAAAUGCACCAUAAAGAGAUGUGAUUUAGAGGUGGACAGCCAGUUUAUCGACUUUGGUUCGCACGUAGUGGGACAAACCAUUUUACGGACUAUCACUUUGACCAACAAGGGUGCACUUGCAACCCGUUUCAGCCUGGACACUACCAAGCCCGUUCCGGAAAUUCACCAGGUCCAGAUUCCAUCACAUUGCUCGGCCGACACACAGCAGUGUAAAAUAAACUAUUCAUGUGAUGAUGGAGGACAGGACACACCUUGUGCUGAUCAGAACCAGAGUGCUGCAUCCAUUCCCACCAGUAUGGAUCAUGUUUUGGAUAGGUCUACUGUAUCCCGGCAGUGCCAGCGAGAAUCACAGAUUUCAACUUCAGAUCCAAGAGCUGCUUCUGUGGCUUCCAGCAUCCAUUCCCAGAUCCAAGACGGCCUGUCUGACUCUUGUGACAUACGUAUAGGAAAUGUAAGAGAAGGGGAUAUUGGACCAUUUGAAAGUGUGAAACUGGAAAUAAUAUUCUCUCCGACUGUUCCUGGAGAAGUCAAAUUGGACCUUUACAUCAAGUUUUCAGAUCCAACCAGCUACCCAAUAGCCAUCCUGGUGAAGGGUGAAGGAGUGGGCCUCCCAGUCUGGGUUGUCGAACCCAAUAUUGACAUGAAGAUCUGCAUGUUUGACCGCCUUUAUCAGGAGGAGGUCACACUCCAAAGCAGCACCAGCACAGCCUUGAAGCUUACUUUUGACUUGUGGCCAGAGAUGAGGAAACACAUGGAGAUUAUCCCAAGGACUGGUUUUCUCCAGGCUCAGUCAAGCUUCACUGCUCACCUCAAGUUCCUGCCAAGAAACACCUUACCCGAAGACGCUGACAAGUAUUUUGACAGUGCUACUGGUGUCCUAGAGGUUCCAAUGGCUGUUCAAGUUGCGGGGCAGGUGCAGCCUGUCAUUUACACUGUCCAAGCAAUUGUGACAUCGUCUGACUUGAACUUUGACCAGAGCGAGGUGGACUUUGGCUAUUGUUCUAUCUACCAGUCAGUCAAGAGCAGUGUUCGCAUGACCAACAUGUCCCUGCUACCUCAAGAGUUUGGCUUCGUUGGUCUUCCAGAGUUUGUUGACGUCCAACCUAAUGACGGUUUUGGCACUCUCCUCCCGCAAGAAACACUGGAGGUCGACAUCAUUUUCAGCGCUAACAAAGCCAAAGAGUACCGUUUCAGUCUCAACUGCAAAUCAGGAAUUAACAGAGUUUUUCCCCUGGCUUGCCGCGCCAUGGGCGUCUGCCCAACGUUGGCGCUCUCCCAUUCGCUGGUGCAGUUCGGACCAACGGCCGUGGGCGACCACUCCACCGCUCUUCUUUAUCUUACUUAUAACCAAACCGUCCGAAACCAGUCCAAACAACGGCCGUCCGCUGGAGCAAGGCUGUUUUCUUUCACCUCGCCUCAAGACUCCAGCAUCAGGAUCACUCCUGCAGCAGGGCGACUGUUGCCUGGGAAGAGAUGUUUAGUCCUGGUCACAUUUAAACCUAAACUGGAAGACCGAGAUAUCAAGGAAGAAGCCCAGCGUCUCCUUCUCAAAGCCAAGAAGACCAAUGAGGAAGACAGUAAAAAACUCCUUGAAGAACAGAUACCAGUGGUGGGAAGGGCCCAGAAGCGACUCCACUUCUUGAGAGUGCUCAAGAAGAACCACCUGGAACAGAAGCUGCUGGUGUCUUUCGACAGAGCCGCGGUGGAGAGCAUAUUGCAUCACGUGUGGUAUGCUGGGUGCACAGCAGCAGACAGGAAAUCCUUACAGAGAGCCAUCAACACAGCCCAGAAGAUAAUCAGCUGCCCUUUGCCCUGUCUCGAGGAGAUCGCCUCCUCUCGCUACCAAAAAGAGCUAAUAAAAUCAUUAAGGACCCUUAUCAUCCCGGCCACCACCUCUUUGACCUGCUGCCCUCCGGCCGACGCUACAGAGUGUCACAGUGGGCAAAAACACCUCCUCCACUCUCACCAUCAACACCGGGCCCCUCAAGGGUGUGUUCUGAGCCCUCUGCUUUACACCCUGUACACUCAUGACUGCUCCGCCUCCUCUACAUCCAACCUCAUCGUCAAGUUUGCCGACGACACCACAGUGCUCGGACUCAUCUCCAACGACGAUGAAACGGACUACAGAAGAGAGGUGCAACAUCUUGAGUCAUGGUGUCACAAAAACAACUUGGCUCUAAACACAAAGAAAACCAAAGAGAUCGUGGUGGAUUUCCGUAAGGGGAGUCACAUCAUCCAUCAGCCUCUUACUAUCGGCAACGAUGUGGUGGAGAAGGUGAGAAGCUUUAAAUUCCUGGGGGUAACAGUGACUGAGGACCUAUCCUGGGGGGACCACAUCUCCACAGCGGUGGGCAAGGCACAACAACGCCUCUAUUACCUGAGGAAGCUGAAGAGCACUAACAUCCCCAGACCACUGAUGGCAGACCAGCAGGCGCUCCAGCGCGUGGUGAAAGCUGUCGGGAGAAUCAUAGGAAUGACUCUCCCUGAGAUCAGCACCAUCUACUCCACUCGCUGUUUGAGAAGAGUGCACAACAUCCUGCGAGACCAGCACCAUCCUGCUCACAACCUUUUCCACCUACUGCCCUCAGGUAGAAGAGGUCAAAGGUUCGAGGAGGCAAGGGCGUCUCUGCUGCACUCCUUCACCUCGCGCUACAAUGAGUACACCAUCCCCUGCUUUGUGUCAGACGGAGACCCACCCGAGGAAGACAGGCAAGCACAACCAGCGUGGAGUCCUCUUAAUACGCUCUACUUGAAGCUGCAGUGCCCUGCUGUACAGCCUCCUCUAGUGGUGGUAUCCAGCAAUAUCAGAAAUUAUGCCUUGGAUUUCCAGCAAGUGGCAGUAGGAGAACGAGUGAUUAAAAGGUUUUCCGUGCAGAACAUUUCUGAGGAAUCUUUAGAGCUGAGAUCUUCAUUGCUGGAUAUAUAUGGCCCUUUUUUACUCCUCAAUGCUCUGAGAGCCAUCGGGCCUGGGGAGAAACACACCCUGGCUUUGGCUUUCUGUCCUACGUUGGAAAAAAAGUACUGUGAGACUCUAGAGGUGCGCUGUCAUAAAAUGACCCUUGCUGUGACUCUGCGAGGGGAAGGAGUGGUUCCUGCUAUAACCUCCUCCCAUUCUGGAGGUCUCUUGGAUUUUGGCUAUGUGCUCGAGAAGGAGAGCACCUCACAUGUCCUGAAGCUCCAGAACAGUUCGACUGUUGCAGUGGGUUUCAAAGCCAUGUUGUACAGCCUAACGCCAUCUGAAACUCGGGGUCCUGAUGAGAGGGUGGCCAUAUUGUUAGGUGGUUACACAGACUCCAAGAUUCAGCCUGUUGUGGGGACCCAGAACUACAAUGGGCUUAGUGUUUUCAGUGUUCUGCCUGUGGAGGGAAGCAUUGCUGCAAAACAAAGCCAGGAUGUCAUUGUCACCUUUCACCCCGAUCACCCCUCUGUCAACUAUUCCGAUCAACUCACCAUUGAACUUGUUAAUAAGAGUAAACUGUGCGUUCUGGAUCUGAAGGGUGCGGCGUCAUCACACAAUAUGUAUCUACAAGGAGGAGACCAACUUGCAGUUCCCAUUGAAUCCCUUCUUCCUCCACCAAUAACAAGUCAACAAGGACCCUCAGAGGACACGGACAUCCCUGUCCUGGUCACCCUGCGAGCCAGCUAUAGCAUGGGGACCAUCAGACCUGCAGUCAGAGAGUUGCAACUGGAGUAG
Molecule: messenger RNA, 5298 nt
Organism: Nerophis lumbriciformis (worm pipefish)
Lineage: Eukaryota; Metazoa; Chordata; Actinopteri; Syngnathiformes; Syngnathidae
Source: RefSeq, a predicted model, not a curated record